Messenger RNA from Helianthus annuus (common sunflower), 450 nucleotides. RefSeq lists its product as uncharacterized. NCBI's taxonomy places the organism in Eukaryota, Viridiplantae, Streptophyta, Magnoliopsida, Asterales, Asteraceae. The transcript has a single exon. Bases 1 to 450 code for a protein of 149 amino acids. The record is from RefSeq and is a predicted model, not a curated record.
AUGGAGUUAGCACACCGAGCGCAUUGGGCCAUUAAAACUGUUAAUGCGGAUUAUGACGAAGCGGGUCAAACAAGGAAGUUGCAAUUGAAUGAGAUCGAGGAGAUAAGAGAUGAAGCUUAUGAAUGUGCUUCCGCAUACAAAGACAAACUGAAGAAAGUUCAUGAUGCAAAGAUAAGGAAAAAGAACUUCGAAGUGGGUCAAAAGGUGUGGUUGUACAAUUCAAGGUUAAAGAUGUUUGCAGGAAAACUCAAGAGCAAGUGGAUGGGUCCUUAUAUCAUCCGAAGAGUGGGAAAAUUUGGUGAUGUUGAUAUAGAAGACGAACAAUCCAAUAGGCAACAAACGGUGAAUGGGCAUCGGCUCAAACCGUAUUUGGAUGGGAACGACAUCAACACCUUGGAGCUUGACAAGGCGGGCUACAUCUUACGCCCGGUUGAUGAGGAACAACCAUGA